Coprinopsis cinerea okayama7#130 is the source of this 6384-nucleotide messenger RNA. Its product is annotated as glutamate synthase. The record is from RefSeq and is a predicted model, not a curated record. The coding region runs from base 1 to 6384 and encodes 2127 amino acids. NCBI's taxonomy places the organism in Eukaryota, Fungi, Basidiomycota, Agaricomycetes, Agaricales, Psathyrellaceae. The transcript has 13 exons. Gene Ontology annotation, molecular function: flavin adenine dinucleotide binding; glutamate synthase (NADH) activity; iron ion binding.
AUGUGCAACGGAGGCUCAUGUACUGGUGCCGAUCAUCUCCAUCCGCAGAGCGGCCCAGUCCCACAAAUGACAUCCUAUCUUUUGCCACCGCAUGUUAACCUACAACGGGAGAUAACCGGAAUCGCGGUUCCCCUUUUGAUGGCAGCCUUCUCUUACGAUCCUUCUCCUGUUACUUUGCCUUUGGUCGACGAGUUCGCUACCCCGGACAAUAUCAAUGGUUUCAACGCAGUGAAACGCGACGAGACUUCAUGGGCCGGGGCUUUGCCCGCAAACCAGGGUCUAUACUCUAACGAGAACGAAAAAGAUGCCUGCGGUGUGGGUUUCAUCUGCCACAUAAAGGGCGAACCCUCCCACAAAAUCGUCUCUGAUGCCCGCCAACUUCUUUGCGCCAUGACCCAUCGAGGAGCAACGGGGGCGGAUAGUAGAGAUGGCGACGGCGCCGGAGUCAUGACCUCCAUCCCCCACGCCUUCUUCAAGCGUGAGGCUGAGCGUGAUUUGGGCUGCAUCCUGCCAGAGCCUGGUCAAUUCGCAGUCGGCAACGUCUUCUUCAAGGCGAACGAUGCCGUCCAGCUGCAAACGUACCAAUCUAUCUUCACCAAGAUUGCAAUCGACCUCGGUCUUCGUGUUCUCGGCUGGCGAGAAGUCCCGACCGAUGGAACCAUUCUUGGCCCAGCUGCCAGAAGCAAGGAACCUGUCAUCCUGCAGCCGUUCGUUGUUCUCCGUGCACAUUACGGUGACGGAACGACGAUUCAGGCUGACACUGGUUCGUCUUCAAGCACCCUCGCCAAGGGAUUCUAUAUUUGCUCCCUUUCCACGAAGAACAUCGUCUACAAGGGUCAACUCUCGCCUUCUCAGGUGUACAACUAUUACCAUGACUUGAACCACGUUCUCUAUCGUUCUCACUUCGCUCUCGUCCACUCUCGAUUCUCCACCAAUACCUUCCCCAGCUGGGACCGUGCCCAACCUUUGAGAUGGGCCGCUCACAAUGGUGAAAUUAAUACUGUCCGCGGGAACAAGAACUGGAUGCGGGCGCGAGAGGGUGUCCUCUCCUCCGAAUUAUUCGGCGAUCAACUCGACUUGCUUUACCCAAUUAUCGAAGCUGGCGGUUCCGACUCUGCGACCUUCGACAACGUACUCGAACUGUUGGUAGUCAAUGGCGCCGUCACACUCCCCGAGGCCGUCAUGAUGAUGAUUCCGGAGGCAUGGCAGGGCAACGAACAGAUGGACCCGGCCAAGAAGGCAUUCUACAACUGGGCUGCCUGUUUGCAGGAACCUUGGGAUGGUCCCGCUCUUUUCACCUUCAGCGACGGGCGCUACUGUGGUGCCAAUCUCGAUCGAAACGGUCUCCGUCCUUGCCGGUUCAUCGUUACCAACGACAACAUCAUCGUCUGCGCCUCUGAAGUUGGCGCCGUGUUCAUCCCACCCGAGAAGGUCGUUCAGAAGGGUCGUCUCAAGCCCGGGCGUAUGCUCCUUAUCGAUACCGUUGAAGGGAGAAUCAUUGAUGACAAGGAACUCAAGAGGAACACCGCUUCCAAGCAGAACUUCGCAUCAUGGGUCGAAACACAUAUGUUGAAUGUGCCCACCAUCAUCAAACGGGUCAAACGCAAUAACAUCUCCCUCGAGCCCAUCCUCGAUGCCACCACCCUCAGCACCGAUCCAAAGCUUCUGGCUUUCGGUUAUACCCUGGAACAGCUUCAUCUACUCCUGUUACCCAUGGUGCUCGAUGGAAAGGAAGCGCUGGGCUCCAUGGGCAACGAUGCUCCUUUGGCUGCAAUGGCUUCUCAACCGCGACUUAUCUACGAUUAUUUCCGCCAACUGUUCGCGCAGGUCACCAACCCCCCAAUCGAUCCUAUCCGAGAGAGUAUCGUGAUGUCUCUAGAGGCGUACGUUGGCCCCGAAGGCAAUCUCCUUGAGAUAAAGCCGGAGCAAUGUCACCGCAUCCUACUCCCCUCACCCCUCAUUUCUGUCGAAGAGAUGAACGCCAUGAAGAACCUCAAGGCUGCCUACGUUACUUGGCCUUCGCGCACCAUCGACAUCACCUUCCCCAAGUCUGAGGGUCUUCCUGGGUACAAGCGCGCUCUCGAACGCGUUUUCAGCGAAGCAACCCAAGCCAUCGACGACGGAGUCAAGGUUAUUAUCCUCAGCGAUCGUGCCACUGGUCCUUCUCGUGUUCCUCUGUCGGCUCUUGUCGCAUGCGGUGGUGUUCACCAUCACCUCACUGCGCAGAAGAAACGUGCGAAGGUUGCCUUGAUGAUUGAGACAGCUGAGGCUCGGGAGGUUCACCACAUUUGCGUCCUUGUUGGUUACGGUGCCGAUGCUGUCUGUCCGUGGCUUGUGAUGGAGACCCUGUACAAGGUUGAACGCGAGGGGCUGGUGAAGAACGAUAAGACAGUGGAUGAACUCCUGACCAACUAUCGCCACUCUGUCGACAAUGGCAUCCUCAAAGUCAUGUCCAAGAUGGGUAUCUCGACACUACAGUCCUACAAGGGUGCCCAGAUCUUCGAGAUCUUGGGCCUGCACAGUGAGGUCGUAGACGUCUGCUUCGUAGGCACGGCCAGUCGAGUCCAGGGUGCAACCUUCGACUUGCUCGCCAUGGACGCCUUCGAGCUGCAUGAACGUGGGUGGCCCAGCCGACAGACCAUCUUACCCCCUGGGAUGCCGGAGUCGGGCGAGUACCACUGGCGUGACGGUGGGGAGGCUCACAUAAAUGAUCCUGCCGGUAUCGCCAACCUCCAGGACGCCGUUCGCGAGAAGAACCAGUCUGCAUACGAUGCAUAUGCUCGCAACGCCAACGAGCAAACACAACACAUUCAUCUUCGUGGCCUUCUGGACUUCCGCUAUGAGAGUGCUUCCCCAAUCCCUAUCGAGCAGGUUGAGCCCUGGAACGAGAUUGUGCGCCGCUUCGUCACAGGUGCCAUGUCUUAUGGUUCCAUCUCGAUGGAGUCUCACUCCACGCUUGCCAUCGCCAUGAACCGUCUGGGUGGGAAGUCCAACACAGGUGAAGGUGGUGAAGAUGCAGAGCGUUCCAGCGUCCUGCCUAACGGUGACACUAUGCGCUCCGCCAUCAAGCAAGUCGCCUCCGGUCGAUUUGGUGUGACUGCGAACUACCUUGCAGAUGCUGACGAAUUGCAGAUCAAGAUGGCGCAGGGCGCUAAGCCAGGCGAGGGAGGUGAAUUGCCUGGUCACAAGGUCUCUGCAUCCAUUGCUCGCACCCGUCAUUCCACCGCUGGCGUGGGUCUCAUUUCACCUCCCCCACACCACGAUAUCUACUCCAUUGAAGAUCUCAAGCAACUCAUCUACGACUUGAAGUGUUCCAACCCUCGUGCUCGCGUCUCCGUCAAGCUCGUCUCAGAAGUUGGCGUCGGUAUUGUCGCCAGUGGCGUCGCCAAGGCCAAGGCUGACCACAUCCUCAUCUCUGGUCAUGACGGUGGAACCGGUGCGUCUCGAUGGACAGGUAUCAAGUAUGCCGGCCUUCCUUGGGAACUAGGCCUCGCCGAAACUCACCAGACGCUUGUCCUCAACGAUCUCCGUGGUCGUGUCACUGUCCAGACCGAUGGUCAAAUUCGAACUGGUCGGGACAUUGCUGUCGCCUGCUUGUUGGGCGCUGAGGAAUGGGGUUUCGCCACGACACCUCUCAUUGCUAUGGGUUGUAUCAUGAUGAGGAAAUGCCACUUGAACACUUGCCCCGUUGGUAUUGCUACCCAAGAUCCCCAGCUUCGUGCCAAAUUCGCUGGUCAGCCAGAGCAAGUUAUCAACUUCUUCUAUUACAUCGCAGAAGAACUUCGUGGCUAUAUGGCGAAGCUCGGUUUCCGUACCAUCAACGAGAUGGUUGGUCGAGCUGAUAUGCUGAAGGUUAACGAGAAGCUUCGCACUCCCAAGACCGCCCAUCUUGACCUCUCCGCCAUUCUGAAACCCGCAUGGCAAAUGCGUCCUGGUGCCGCCACCUACCGUGUUCGUCAGCAAGACCACAAGCUUUACAUCCGCCUCGACAACAAGUUCAUCGACGAGGCCGAACCGGCCUUGGAGAAGGGCCUUCCUGUUCACAUCGAGUGCGAGGUCACCAAUACCGAUCGUGCUCUCGGCACCUCCUUGUCUCACCGUGUCUCCAAACUAUAUGGCGAGGAGGGUCUCCCUAAGGAUACCAUUCACAUCGCCAUGCGUGGUUCUGCUGGACAAUCCCUCGGCGCCUUCCUGGCUCCCGGUAUCACUAUAGAGCUUGAGGGUGACGCCAACGACUAUGUUGGAAAAGGUCUCUCUGGUGGUCGUCUCAUCGUCUACCCACCGAAGCAGUCUACCUUUAAGGCAGAGGAGAACAUCAUAAUUGGCAAUGUCUGCUUGUACGGUGCAACAUCAGGUGAAGCCUUCAUUCGUGGCAUCGCUGCUGAACGUUUCGCUGUCCGUAACUCUGGCGCCAACGCGGUUGUCGAAGGUUGCGGUGACCAUGGCUGCGAGUACAUGACGGGCGGUCGAGUUGUCGUCCUCGGCGUCACCGGGCGCAACUUCGCGGCUGGCAUGAGCGGUGGUAUCGCUUACGUUCUCGACAUGGCCCACACGUUUGCUUCCAAGGUCAACCAGGAGAUGGUUGAGCUCGGAAAAGUCAGCGAUCCCCGUGAAAUUGCUGCGCUUCGCAGUCUCAUCGAGGACCACCGCCAUUACACUGGCUCCGAAGUUGCAGACCGUGUUCUCCAUGACUUCCAUCACCUCCUCCCUCUCUUCGUUCGCGUCAUGCCCUUGGACUACAAACGCGUCCUCGAAGAACAGGCCAUCCGCGAGAAGGAAGAGAAGUCACGCCUCAGUGUCAUCGACCUCAUCCCCUCACGCACCGCCAGCCAAGUUGAUCUCGCGUCUGACGAGAUGCAAGAUGUCCUGGUCAAACGCAAGACUCCUGUUCCUUCCGCUCCCAAGAAACACGAGCCUUCGCUCGUUGACAUGGAAGAUUCGUUGAUCGAUGAGAAUACCACCAAACAGCGAAUGAACAAGCUCGACAAGACCCGCGGCUUCAUGAAGUACAAGCGUCUUGGUGAAGCGUACCGACCACCCGUCAAGCGCAUUAAGGACUGGAAGGAAAUCUCUACUCGUCUCAACGAAAACGAGCUCAAGUACCAGUCUGCCCGCUGCAUGGAUUGCGGUGUUCCCUUCUGCCAAUCUGACACUGGUUGCCCUAUUUCCAACAUCAUCCCCAAGUGGAACGACCUUGUCUUCAAAGGUCAAUGGCGAGAUGCCCUUAACCGCCUGUUGAUGACCAACAACUUCCCCGAAUUCACUGGUCGUGUCUGUCCUGCCCCCUGUGAAGGCGCUUGCGUUCUUGGCAUUAACGAACAGCCAGUCGGUAUCAAGAGUAUCGAAUGUGCCAUCAUCGACAAAGGCUUCGAAAUGGGCUGGAUGGCCCCGCAGCCCCCCGACUUCCGUACCGGAAAGCGCGUCGCAAUCAUUGGCUCUGGUCCUGCCGGUCUUGCUUGCGCAGACCAGCUCAACAAGGCUGGACAUUUCGUCACCGUCUAUGACCGCAACGACCGCAUGGGUGGUUUGCUCAUGUACGGUAUUCCCAAUAUGAAGCUCGACAAGGCCAUCGUUCAACGACGUAUUGACCUGAUGGAGGCCGAGGGUGUCACUUUCGUCCCCAAUACCAACGUAGGCGUCGACCUUGAUGUCCACCAACUCCGUGCGGAGAACGACGCGAUCGUCCUCGCCACUGGUGCUACCUGGCCUCGCGACCUCAAGAUUCCCAACAGGAACGUCGACGGCAUCCACUUUGCCAUGGAGUACCUUCAGCUCAACACCAAGUCUCUUCUCGACUCUGAUCUGAAGGACAACACAUACAUCAACGCUAGGGGCAAGGAUAUCAUUGUCAUUGGUGGUGGAGACACCGGCAAUGAUUGUAUCGGCACUGCCAUGCGUCACGGUGCGAAGUCGGUGGUCAACUUUGAGCUUCUUCCCAAGCCACCCGUGUCCCGUGGUCGUGACAAUCCCUGGCCUCAAUGGCCCAGGAUCUUCCGUACUGAUUAUGGUCAUACAGAGGUCGCUGCUCAUUUUGGUCAAGACCCUCGGGAAUACUGUAUCUCGACUAAGGAGUUUGUUGUCGACGAGGAGGGCAAGUUGAAGGGUCUCAAUACCGUCCGCGUCGAAUGGACCAAGGACAGCGGAGGACGAUGGAAGAUGGAGGAAGUGCCCGGUUCGGACAAGUUCUUCCCCGCCCAGUUGGUUUUCCUUGCGCUGGGUUUCUUGGGUCCCGAGAACGAUGUUCUCAAGGGACUCGGCGUCAAGCAAGAUGCUCGAUCCAACGUCCAAACACCUCACAAGACGUACUCCACUAACGUCGAGGGAGUAUUUGCAGCAGGAGAUUGCCGUCGCGGACAGUCCUUGAUAGUUUGGGGUAUCAAGUAA